Molecule: messenger RNA, 1210 nt
Organism: Populus trichocarpa (black cottonwood)
Lineage: Eukaryota; Viridiplantae; Streptophyta; Magnoliopsida; Malpighiales; Salicaceae
Product: GPI-anchored protein LLG2
Exons: 3
Coding region: 315-812 (165 amino acids)
Source: RefSeq, a predicted model, not a curated record
GAUCAAUAAUUCUCUAUGCUGAAUUUAAUGAGCAAUAUGCGUGUGUUUCUGCUAGAAAGCUAACGGUUGCUUGCCACCAUGAAACCUUCACGCUGUUCUUUGCCUAGACGUUUCCAUCACUAUUCAUGCGAUGAUGCAAUCAUGUUCUUCUGGCUAAAAAUAGUAAAAGAAGAAAAAUAGGCGAAGGCUGUUUUUUGGCAGCAAAAGGAAAAGAAAAGGAGGGUCAUUUCUGGUGUAAGGAGGGUAGGAGAUUGAUUUAGAUCUCCAGAAGAUUAAAAACCAAAGCUGAAAGGGGAAAAAAAGAAAACAGAAGCAUGGCUAGGAAGUUUAAUUCAUGGUUUUAUCUCAUUUGCUUCUUCUUCAUGGCUGGACUUGCCACCUCUUCCUCCUUUAUUUCCAAUGAUGCACUUGAUGUUCAUGGAGGUUCUGGCCGUACCCUUCUCCAGAUGAAAAAAACCUGCAACGUAAGCUUUGAGAAUUUGGAUUACAGUAUCCUCACAGAUAAAUGCAAAGGACCCCAAUACCCAGCAAAAUCAUGUUGUGAUGCUUUCAAGGAAUUUGCUUGCCCUUUUAGCGAUGCCAUAAAUGACCUGGAAACUGACUGUGCCUCAACCAUGUUCAGCUACAUAAAUCUCUAUGGGAAAUACCCUCCUGGCUUGUUUGCCAAUGAGUGCAGAGAAGAUAAGAAUGGUCUUGAUUGCCAAAACGUGGACCAAUCCAAGAAAAGUGGAGGAGUUCAAAUUGCAGCUACUCAAUCCUCAUUGUUGACGCUCACAGCAGGGCUCAUAGUGUUGUUACUCCGAUUAUUCUAGAUGGUCAAGAGUGGAUAACCAUUCAUUUCCUAACUGUUACACCUUCCUGUCCCAAAGUAUUGCUUCAUCAAAUUGCGGUUCCACCAUCAUUGUUUUCUCCACCUUUGUGCUACAAUUUGGCAUUCUUUUAACUACUAAUUGGUGCAUAGUUCGCUAUCAGAUUCUUUCGACUUCGACAAGCCAUGUGCUGUUUUUAGUGUAAACAUGUGCAGCUAUGUGACAUUCAGAAGAAAUUCUUGAAUUAUUAAUGCUGGUGUAUCAUUGCUAUUGACUAAGUUCUACUGUCAAUUUGUUAAAUUGAAUUUGAGAGAAUAACAAUCUGCUAUCAAGCUGGGGUACUGAGAUUUGAUUUUUUCACUUGCCCCCUGACAUAAUUGAAGAUUCUGGUGUUAUGUCAA